AUGAAUAUCAUGUGCGCGCUUUCCAAGAACAAAAACAUUCGUACGGAACUGCGCGAACCAAGUCUGAAUUAUUAUUGUUCCUUUGCAGUGACGCUUCCCCUCUCCAGUAUCAACGAGUACGUGGCACAGGAGUUUGCCACAUCUCGACUUCUGCUCGAGGGAGAAGCCGUACUGGAAGCUGAGUACGUUGUGACGUACAGUGUAAAAAAAAAAGUUGACAGUAACAGCACGUUUGUAGGUUUCGUGCUGCAAACAUCGGCUUUAAGCAGAGACCCGCACGAGCUCGAGAUCGUGGUGAAAGAGAAGACAGUGGCAGCUGCAUCAUGCUCGUGCAAAGCAGGGAGCUACAAAUGCAAACACAUUGUGGCCAUGCUCCUGUACAUCCAUGCCACAAAAGUGUUUGAAAUCUUGUCGUCGACCGACCUGCCACAGCAAUGGGGGAAAAGUCAAAAACAGGGUGUGAAGGACAAGUAUGCGCCCAGGCCAAUCAUUGAGCUUCCCUGCGUCAAGAAGGUAUCGAGUGACGCAAGUCUGGAGGGAGACGUCCUGGGCAAGCUACUGCAGGGGCUCCCAUAUCGCUCUGCUGCUCACCGUCACCGCGAGGAAAUUCCCGUACAAGGUUAG
This is a messenger RNA of Ixodes scapularis (black-legged tick), 624 nucleotides long. RefSeq lists its product as uncharacterized. Bases 1 to 624 code for a protein of 207 amino acids. The transcript is spliced from 4 exons. Lineage: Eukaryota; Metazoa; Arthropoda; Arachnida; Ixodida; Ixodidae. The record is from RefSeq and is a predicted model, not a curated record. Gene Ontology annotation, molecular function: zinc ion binding.